This is a messenger RNA of Lactuca saligna, 974 nucleotides long. The record is from the annotation of a GenBank genome assembly. Lineage: Eukaryota; Viridiplantae; Streptophyta; Magnoliopsida; Asterales; Asteraceae.
AUGACAUUGCAGGGGGAGUCUGCAUCAUUGAGUGAUAGAUAUGGUCUGGUUAUUGGCCUUCCUACUGCUACUUCCAUUUUGAUGAAGAAACAGAUUCAAUAUCGGUUAUCUCAUGGAAUAGACAUGGAAAUGAGGGCCUCCCUAUCAGAAUAUUGGUGGACUUAUAUGAGGACAAAUGCAAAAGGUCUGGUUGAGAUUCGGAGGCUGACUGAGGCUGGGAGACUGAAAGUUUCUGUUCAGAAGACAUUCCCAAUUAUGCAAGUGCAAGAGGCACAUCAAGCUAAAGAUACAAGGAUAAAUCCGGGUGCUGGUCGAUUAAAAAUUGACUUUUGGAUUGCAAAAGAGAUCAGGAAUGUCCAUAAUAUUGUAGGGUUCAAGAACUUCUUCCCUUUACAGUCCAUUAUUGAGCUACGGUCGAAAGUUUUUUACAACCUUGAUAUUACCUUAUUUGUUAUUUUGCGGUUCCAAGGAGACAGUUGGGAUCCGGUUGAGUUGAAAAUCGGAGAUUGGUUAUGUAAAAGAUGGACCUCUGGCAUAGAUAUACUAUUAGGUACACAUGAAAUCAAGAACAAGAAUGUUAUUGUUUUCUUGGCUGGGAAUGAAACGACAGAUAUCAAAGCAAAAUAGGGUACAUAUGAAACUUACAACAUUCUACUGGAAUGGAAUCUUGAAUUCUGAUUCUGUCAGAAUAGAAUCUUGAAGAUGAACAUUGUAUGGGAUGAAGAUGAACAAUGGCCACCAAUCUUCCAAAAAGAAUGGAUUAUUCCAGCAAAAUAAUAUACAAUAUAAUGAAAAAAAAUAUAUGUAAUGGUAUAUUCAGGUAGAAUGACUUAUAUAUUGUAUUUGUUUGUUAUUAAUAAGCGUAACAUUCUUAUACAAUAAUAUAUAAUUUUUUUUUCUUUUCUAAGAAUGUAAUGAAAUUUUUUUAACUUGUAUCCAAUUUUUUUUAAUUCUUCAAGAAGUUUAUUAAAUCA